This is a messenger RNA of Cololabis saira (Pacific saury), 1944 nucleotides long. RefSeq names its product GTPase IMAP family member 4-like. The coding region runs from base 62 to 1273 and encodes 403 amino acids. The record is from RefSeq and is a predicted model, not a curated record. The transcript is spliced from 2 exons. NCBI's taxonomy places the organism in Eukaryota, Metazoa, Chordata, Actinopteri, Beloniformes, Belonidae. Gene Ontology annotation, molecular function: GTP binding.
CCACACAGAUCAACUUUGUCACUAGAGCUGAAGAAUCUACGCUGUUUUCUUCAACCCAAACAUGGAGAGACAUCAUUCCAACACCAACAUGACCAGAAACUUUGGAUCCAACCUCAUGAAUGAUGAUGAGCUGAGGAUCGUGAUGGUGGGGAGGACUGGAGUAGGGAAGAGUGCUACUGGGAACACCAUUCUGGGAUGGUCCCGCUUUAAGUCCAAGUGCAGUCCGAAGUCUUUGACUGUGGAUUGUUCUAAAGAUAAAGCUGUGGUGGAUGGACAACCAGUUGCUGUCAUUGACACCCCGGGCCUGUUUGACACCAGGUUUGGUCAAGAGAAGACAACCAAAGAUUUGAGCCAGUGUGUCUCCUAUGCUGCUCCUGGACCCCAUAUCUUCCUGGUGGUCAUUGCUCUGGGCAGGUUCACUGAAGAGGAACAGCAGACGGUGCAGAGGAUUCAAGAUAUCUUUGGCCAGGCUGCUGACAAAUACAGCAUGGUCCUCUUCACUCAUGGAGACCUCCUUACAGACACCACGAUUGAAGAAUUCCUAUCUGAGAGCCCAGAGUUACAGGAGCUUGUAGCCAGAUGUAAUGGCCAGUACCAUGUCUUCAACAACGACCUGAAAGAUAAGAAACCUCAAGUCACUCUGCUGCUCCAGAAGAUCAGAAAUAUUGUGCAAAAGAACGGAGGAAGCCAUUACACCAACGAGAUGUUCCAGGAGGCCGAGAGGGCAAUUGAAGAGAAAAAACAAAGCAUAUUGAGAGAGAAGGAGGAGAAAAUCCAGAGAGAGAAAGAAGAACUGGAGAGAAAACUGCAAGAAAAGUAUGAUAAAGAGAUUGAGAAAAUCAACAAACAACUCCAGGCUGAGAGAGAGAGGGAAAAUAAGGAGAGAGAGGAGGAGAGGAAGAGGAUGAAGGAGGAGAUGUAUGAGGAGCAAAAGAGAGAGAGUGAAAGGAGAGAUGCAGAAAGAGAGAAGGAGAGAGAGGAGAUGAAGAGGAUGAUGGAGAGAUAUGAAGAGCAAAUGAGAGAGAAAGAAAGAAUAUAUGCAGAAAGAGAGGAUAGACAAAAAGAGUCGUUUGCUGAAAUUAGUAAAUUAAAACAACAGCUGGAACAGGAAAUCAGAGAGCAAAAGGAGAAACUGCAGUCCAAAUAUGAGGCCGAGGCCAGAAAAGAAGCUGAGGAGGGAAAUGCUUUCUAUCAGUGGUUGGUAAAAACUGGGAAGGCAAUUGUUGAUUUUUCUAAUGAAGCUUUAGGUAUCCUUAAAAGCCUGUUUAAAUAAAAUAGUUGAAAAUAGCAUCUGCUGGUGACACAUGGUUAACCAGUGGUUACUGCUUAAAACAGGAAGCAUGUUUAAAGUUGGCUACAUGAAUUUAACAGCUUAAAACACCUGCUCAGAAACAAUAUAAAAUGUAGAAGUUAAACUUCACCUACAAAUAUAUAAAGACACCUCCUUUUUUCCCUCUCGAGUUAUCCUUUAUACAGCUACAGUAAAUGCUUUGUGACCAUAAAGUCACUAGUAGUUUCAUAGUCUUUGAUUUUUUUUAAUUUGAUUUGAUUGGAUUUUAUUUUAUUUUUUGUACAUGUAAAAGCCAACAAUUAAAGAGAAAAUAAGAAAAUAAAACAACAAAAGACUUAAUAUCUUAAUUACAUGUGCAAAAAGGAGUAGGAAGAAGUGUAAACUCACUAAUCACUUAUUAACACGUAUUUAUAAUAACAAGCUAUACUAUUAUUAUGCUCACACACUUACCUAUACAUACAUACACAUAGUUGAGUAUUUCUAUAUAUUUGUACACACAUGCCCAUAUAAAUAUUUAUAUAAAUAUACUUAUUUACACCAUCUCUAUAUCUCUCACUAUAUCUCACUAUUUCUAUAUUAACUCCAUCUGCUCUAUACCUAUGUAUAUAUCUACUUACACACACACACACACACACACACACACACACACAAAC